Molecule: messenger RNA, 306 nt
Organism: Helobdella robusta
Lineage: Eukaryota; Metazoa; Annelida; Clitellata; Rhynchobdellida; Glossiphoniidae
Exons: 1
Coding region: 1-306 (101 amino acids)
Source: RefSeq, a predicted model, not a curated record
AUGUCCAAAAUUCCUGAAAAAGAGGUGCGUUAUUGUCCGCCAAAGCAACGUUGCAUUCAGGUGCCCGUCCACUACAUCCCACCCUGCGGCUGUCCCCCUCGAGUCACCGGUCAGUUGUACAUCUCAGUCCCGAACAUUAUCCCCAACUGCCCGCCGCCAUGUUGUCCUAAUUUGCCUCCGCCGGAGAUCAAGUUUGAGGAGUGUUGCUGCAACCUGCCUAAACCGACAACUAUAAUACCGUACUGUAACUGUAGCAACUGUUGCAAGCAAUGUUGCAGUCGCCAGGACUGUAUCUGCAACAAAUAA